Protopolystoma xenopodis is the source of this 1563-nucleotide messenger RNA. The record is from the annotation of a GenBank genome assembly. Lineage: Eukaryota; Metazoa; Platyhelminthes; Monogenea; Polystomatidea; Polystomatidae.
GAUGUAUUGUUUUGUUUGUGUGGGCGCCAUUCUUUUGCUUGUCCUGCCAUGAAUCGACGCUUUAAUCGUCUUGACCCAAGGGAUGUUAUCCCAAGCAGGCAUUCUAUUUUUAUAAGGGGAUUACCGGGCAACACUGACACAGCUAAACUAAAAGAAGUAUUUUCUAAGGAUAUUGGCGCCCCUUGCUCAGUCGACUUUUUCUCCGCUUCUGAAAACGGGACUCGACUAUCAAUUGCUAUUCGUUUUGAGUCUCAUGAAUCAGCGAAAGAGAUGCUCAUGAAGUAUAACGGCAAGAAGUUGCUUGGCUUUCCCGUCCAAAUAACCUGGUUCAAAGAUCUUAAAAAGGGUAGAACAAGGAGUCCUGAGCCUGGUGGAUAUAGAAGACGUGAUGGCCCCGUUCGUGGUCGUGGGACGUUUAGAGGUAGCAUAAGGGGACAGCUCCGCGCCAUGUAUGAUAGGAGGCAGAGGGGUUUUGAUGAACGAAUCGAUAGAAGACGAGAUCGCUCGUCUGCUUCUUCAGGAGGCAAUCGUAGCCUACGCCAGCGUGGCGAGCGGCGUCGUUCAGGUGAAGAUUCUGUCUCUGGAUCAGAAUCUCGCAGUUGUUCUCAACCUAGAACUAGCAACACUGAUGCGAUUCCUUUCAGGCACGUUUCUCGUAGAGACUUUAAAGAAGAGCGUCGUUCAGGUGACGAGACCAUACCUGCUAGUUAUAACUCGAUUGAUCAUCUUCGAGAACGGCAAAGAAGCGUUGAUCCCGAAAGAUCAAGUGCAGAACGACAAAGCUUACAAGCAAAACGACGCGUCAGGCGAGGCUCAGCAAGACACGUCUCAGCUAGUUCACAUUCCGAAGCAACCUCAGGUUCCCCGACUUCUUCCUCAUCCGGCUCGUCUUCUCAUUCAUCCUCGUCAAUUGGCCAGUUUGAUAAAAGAAAGGGACGAGUCUAUCAAAGAGAAUGGUCAAAAGAGGCCCCUAAUUCUGCUUUACAACUUGGCCGUGAUGCGCAGGAUGAUUCGGCUAUUAAGUCUUCGUUUAGCGGCGGCAAGAUUCUUCUCAAUGGACCUGGUAGUCCUGUUUCUCAGCCCAGACGAUCUUCUGUUUCUCGUGAUGAUGUUCAUGACGCCAAUGCCUUCGAAGGAGAGAAUACGAAUGCCGAAGUUUCAAGCAAACCAGCCCCUUCUAUGGCCUCAAAUUUUUUUAAUUCCUUCAUAGCCGAACCUGAUCUGGAUUCUGCUAAUGAGACAGCUGGCCUCGGCAGCGGAAAUACCAAUCAGCCAAUGUCGGACGAUGCAGAGCUUGGUUCAUCCUUAGUUAGCGGCCUCAUUCAUCUCAAUAAACGUGCUCCGCGCAUUCCUAAUCAAAAACUCAGUGAUUUAUCCGCUCAGUCUUCUAGAGGUGAAUCGAUUAGUAGGCGAUCCCUCAGGUUGGAUGAACGUCUGCCGACUAAGCGGCAGCGCGUUAACUCUCCACAGAUGCCCUGCACUGAUCGCGUUCAAAGAUCUGGCUCAAGUGGUUCACUUAGUUCUAGCCCCAUUGUUGAACGCCGAAGGGGCAGAAGAAAGCAG